AAAGGGAAACAGCUAAUGAAUGCUAAGAAUUUAGAACAGUGAGAUACACUGUACCCAUAUAACAACAACCAGAUUUUGUUGCUUUAUUUUUAGGUGCCAAGGAUGUGACAACAUAACCCCAUGCCACAGAGUAGCCCACUCUGUCCUCACAUGAGCCUUGUUCUUGUAAAUUCUGUUGAGUAUAAAUAGUCCUAAUAAUUCAUAUCACCAGUUAAGCUAUUUAAAAAACUUGACCUUUCCAUGUUAAAAAUAGUAACCAUGGCUGCUUUCUCUCCAAAAUCUACUCCUCCUUACAAUGUUCGUUCGGUUAGUUUUCCAGCUCGAUCACAUCCUAGUGUAGCCAAACUUGAACAAGAAUUGAACAAGAUUAGUUCUUGGCAGGUACCAACUUCAUUGAAGGCAGAAACAGUUCUCGGUCGCCUAUCAAGCCUUGGAGAGAUAUACAGAUGCGUUGAGGAUCUUCUCAACUUGCCAAUGACCCAACAAGCUCUAUUGCAACAUCGAAAUGAGAAAUUGAUGAACGACAUGCUGGAUGACUUGAUGAGGUACUUGGAUGUAUGUGGCAAGACAAGGGAUGCUGCUGUCUUGAUGAAAGAAAGCAUCCGGGAUAUUCAAUCUGCCCUUCGGCGAAGUAAAGCAGGUGGAGAGUUAAGCAUUGAAAGCAAUGUCAACGCUUACUUUUGUGCGAGAAAGAAGAUGAAAAAGGAAGUAGCAAAAUCUCUCGCAUCAUUGAAGCAUGCAGAUAACAUUUUCGGAGACUCUCCUUUGUUCAAUGCAAGUGAUCAUCUCCUUUCUGCAAUUGUUAGAGUGCUUAGAGAAGCAAGUCUGGUCACAGUUUCGAUCUUUAGGUCACUCUUGUUAUUCCUUUCUGUGCCAAUGUUGAAGCCAAGGCCUAGUAAAUGGUACUUGGUUUCAAAAUUGGUGCACAAGGGUGUGGUCACAUGCGAAGGCCAACAGGAGAACCUGAAUGAAUUGGAAACUGUGGAUGCUGCUCUUGCAAGCUUAAUGGUGCCCAACUCAGGUAAAGAUUUUGAGGCAAGGGACAUACAUUCUGUUCAGAAAAGGCUGGGAAUUCUGGAUACUAGUAUUGAAGAAAUUGAAAAUGAAUUGGACAGCUUGUUUAGGCAUUUAAUCCAUGCUAGAGUCUCCCUCCUGAAUAUACUGUCCCAAUAGCUAGAGGGAUUUCAGUGUAAAUUUUUAUGUAACUAUGUAUCAUUGAUGACAUCCGAAUUUUAGAGGAUUUUCAUCCUUUCAAUUGUACAAUUAUGUUCACGAGUCCAGUUGUAUAGCAGAAAGGUUGAAAUAAAGCUUGAAUCUAAGUAGAU
This is a messenger RNA of Populus nigra (black poplar), 1325 nucleotides long. RefSeq lists its product as uncharacterized. Lineage: Eukaryota; Viridiplantae; Streptophyta; Magnoliopsida; Malpighiales; Salicaceae. The record is from RefSeq and is a predicted model, not a curated record. Bases 241 to 1173 code for a protein of 310 amino acids. The transcript has a single exon. Gene Ontology annotation, biological process: root development; shoot system development.